GUGAGCUUUGUCAGCUACAAGGCAUAAAAACAACAACAGAAAAACUAGAUUUAUGCACAGCAAUCAUUAAUUUUCGUUCAGUGAAGUGAGAACAUAUCUUGAACAAAACAAACACCAAAUACAAAAUUAAACAAGCCGUGUGUGAGUGUUGUUAACUAAAAUAAAAUGUGAACUACAGCAAACUUAGAAGCGAGUGACUAGGAAAACAGCAACAAUAAAAACAACAUCAGUACGCAGCAAGCAGCGGCAGCAGACAGCACAAUUUACGUGGCACAGUUGAUUUUCGCCGAGAAGAUGCCAAUUGAUUUUGAUUUUUGCAAAUUAUAACGAGACAUUUAUAUGAUUUGAUAGCGGGCAGGAAUUUGCAACACACGAGUCUUUGGCAAGGUCAUAUCGAUUGUCAUCAGCUGCUGUCCGCCAUCUCUCCCCACCACCCCCUCGAAGCAGAAAAAAGCACCCACCCUUUCACAAAAGGCAACAUGCCGAGCUUGCACAAGCCAAGGAGGUGCUUGCACCAGAUGCUAAUAAUAUAUGGACUAAUAUUUGUUUCCAGUGCAACGACACUUGACCAGCUGCCGCCGCUGCUGCCUCUAUGUGACUCGGUCAAGUGUCCGCCGGACGCGGAGAUGCACUGCCCGGCGGAUAGUGUGGUGCGCGAGAACCUGAUUGCGGUGGAACUGAUUAAGUCAAAUGCGGUGGAGCUGCCUACAGAUUCGGGUAUUACAGACAAGGACAAUGAGACAACGGUGUCGGUGUCCUACCACAAUAGCUCGAUCUCCGAGAGCGACUACCAAAAGUGCUGCCUGCCCCGGAAGUGUGUGUGCAAGACCUGCUACAUUCCCGACUGCAACGGGGACGAGGUGGUGGCAGAGCUGGUGCCGGAGAACAUGCAGCAACCGGGCCAGUGCUGUGGCACCUACGAGUGUCGCGCCGAGCCCAAUUGCACAAAGGUCCUGGACACGGAAUUCAUGUGGCUGAAGGACUGCCAGCGGUGCAAGUGCAACUCCGGCUUUCUGUUUUGCCACCAGAGUUGCGACGAGCAGGCGGGUGGCGGCGUGUGCGAGUCCAAGAUACCGGGCAUAUUCUACAAGGACGGUGACACCUGGACCGAUGGCUGCCAGCAGUGCGAGUGCGUCAAGGGUGAGUCCAAGUGUGCCAUGUCCUUUUGCGGCAACCUCAACUGCCCCAGCGAGCGGCAGGUCAUGCUUAAGGACACCUGCUGUCCGGUGUGCUGGCCCAAGUGUGCCCCCAUGCCGCACGACGAUGGCUACAGGGAUUACUCGGACGAAGAGUCCCAGGAAUUGGAUACGGAGCAGGAGCAGGAGCAAGAUUCCCUGCCGCCACUGCUGGGCGAGCCACAGACCACCACCACCACCACCACCACAACUAGCACCAGCACCACCCAGGCUCCUGUCCAGCAAAAGUCGCAGUUGAUAGCCAUUAGUAGCUCCACAACCACUGCCCCUCCUGCACCCAUCACCAUUUGCCAGAGUGCCUUCGACCAGACCUACUACUACUUCAACUGGCUGCUGGGCUACGCGGUGUUGGCCACCAUUACCGUCUUCGUGCUGUCCGGCUUUAUCUGCCAGCAGCGCGCCAAGAAACGUUCCUACGAUCCGGUCUCCAUUCUGGACCACAGCAUCUGAGCAAGAAGAGAUCUUUCGAAAUACUACUAACUGCAACUACUAAUGUAAUCAAGCGUUAAUUAGACCCUAAGUAUUCCCGCUUUUUUUUAUUCAAACUUUAUGUUUUCGCUUUUUGAGUGUGGCCGGGCGUGCAAUUGAUGCAUUCAGGCCACUGGCCUGGUCACACUAAAUGAAUCGGCUUAGAAUCGCUUAGAUAGGAAUACCAAAUGCCCAACCAAGUCUUUCUAAUGCCUUUGCCUUUGUUUGUUUGGUAUUGAUCUCAUUUUAACUUUUCACUUUUUCACUUUUUUCAAAAGAGAGAACACGACAAAACAAAGGAAAAUGGAAAAACAGAAAAGAAACGAAACGAAAAAGAUAAGCAACGAACUUCCGCAGCAACAAAAUCAAAGUAUUCUUAUGAAAUUACGCAAACAACAAAAUAUUUAAUAAAAAAAAAACGAAACAAGAGUUACUAUUACUAAACACACACACACACAACAAAACGCAAAUCGAUGUAUGUAGUAUAUGUAUAUACUUAAUGCUUUCCCCUGCCUUCCAUGGGAAGUCCAUUAAUUUUUUUGUAAACUUAAACCUCGUUUGUAAGAGAACUAUAAUACCAAAUCAAAAUACUUAAAAGCGAGAGGAAUACCCAAUCGCUGCAGACACACAGGCGCACACGUUCGUCGUUUUAGUUUUUAGUUGUAGCUCUUAAUUUAGGAAGUAUGUGAUAUAUAUGCUAAUUAGCCUAUGUAAUUUGUCGACACCAAGGCACGCUGCUGCUGUUCCGUAGGAGGACAAACAGUAUUUGCAACACAAGACCCCAAUCCCGUAACGAAGUGGAUCGAAUCGUAAUCGAAAGAAGGAGGUUCUAUAUUUUAGCUAAUGUCAUAACGUUGCCACAUAAAUGUAUACUAUAAAGAACUUUAUUUAAAUUUAUGUUUAAAAAUAAACCAAAAUUGGUAUGCAAAGCGAGGAAACCAAUUAAA
Drosophila kikkawai is the source of this 2611-nucleotide messenger RNA. Its product is annotated as kielin/chordin-like protein. Lineage: Eukaryota; Metazoa; Arthropoda; Insecta; Diptera; Drosophilidae. Gene Ontology annotation, molecular function: protein binding. The record is from RefSeq and is a predicted model, not a curated record.